Messenger RNA from Osmerus eperlanus (European smelt), 1411 nucleotides. RefSeq lists its product as uncharacterized. The coding region runs from base 89 to 1237 and encodes 382 amino acids. NCBI's taxonomy places the organism in Eukaryota, Metazoa, Chordata, Actinopteri, Osmeriformes, Osmeridae. The record is from RefSeq and is a predicted model, not a curated record. The transcript has 2 exons.
AUUUCCUCAUUGAACUACACUUUCGUCCCAGACAGACCCAGCACAACGCUAGUUUCUGCUUGGCCUGCAGCUCACUGAGACGGUUUCGAUGAAGGCAGCGAGAGAAGCUACAGAACCCGGUUCGGACCACGGGGUUCCGAAGGUUCCGGAACGCGCCCGUGGAUAUCCGGAUCACAACAGCAGCGCCAACAGCUCCCGCAGCUCUGCGGCCCUCAUCGACGGCUACGCCCAGGACCUGGCCCGGAGGAUCCUGCAGGGGGCCGGGUCCCAGGGGCCCCCAGAACCUCCCCGGGACAGGGAGAGCCUGGCAGGGCAGCUGGCCUCCAUCACCCUCCAGGCCGCUCUGAAGGAGGCCUCUGAAGGUGGGGGAGCAGAUGGCGAGGAGGAGCCUGGAUGUCCUGGGUAUUCUAUCUCCACCUCCAGGAACCCCCCCUCCUGCUGCCCCUCCCUGCCCCAGAACGGCCUCCCCAACGCUGGAUCCCUGGACUACCCUGACGCCCCCCCGACCACCCCGCUCCUUCCAGAGAUGGUGAAGAGCCGGGACAGCUUCACCCGGAGGCUGAAGGGAGGUCUGGCCAACGAGUUCCUGCCCUCCCCCUCGCCCCCGCCCCCCACCCCCAAGGAGAAGACGAUUGAAGGGCUGGGGUCGGAGAUCGCCGAGGAGCCCAACCAGGACUUUGUGGGGCGUCUUUUGUGCUCGUUGUCGUUAGAGACCUCCGAGAGAGGAAGGGACGUCGUCUGGGAACGAGAUGGUUUUUCAUCAGGCACUGUCCUGGACAGCUACGGGGACAAGCGAGGACCCCUCGACAGGGUCGAGCUCGAGGAGUAUGCGGGGGCUCUCUCCGAUGAGAUCAUCGGCUGGAUGACCAAUCGCCGCCCUUCGCCGAUGGAACUCCGGGAGCGAGGUAGCCGUGACGACGACGGCCUCGGUCUCGCGGCAGGCCGUCUGGCGGAGAGGAUCGUCACGGCCGCCCUCACCGUCGUCACGGAGACGAGCGGCGGGAGGAAGCAGGAAGUACGGACGACAGGAAGCCAGGCGACGAGACCCGGAAGCGAAUCCGCUCCGUCGCGCCACCUCGGCCCUGUGGACGAGGAGACAGAGCCGAAGCCUGGACGCGUCGCCACAGCUUCUGCUGAGGAUCGUGAUCCUCCAGGUGGGGAGAGGCUGAAGGCCUACGCAGGCAGGCUGGUCUUCGAGGCCCUCUCCCAGGCUGCAGCUGAGCUGAAGGGGGCAUAGCUCCACCACAACCUGGUUAAUUUUCCAUUGUUCAACAUUUUUGUAUUCUUCCUGACUGAUUUAUGAUGUGUGAUGUUUCUAUUGUACUACAUAGUGUAUUUGUAGUUUUGGUUUUUCAUUUAUUUGAUUUAUAUUAACGGAUUUCAACUCUUGUUCUCCCGGUCACGACGAAUA